Ophidiomyces ophidiicola is the source of this 1779-nucleotide messenger RNA. RefSeq lists its product as uncharacterized. Gene Ontology annotation, molecular function: transmembrane transporter activity. Bases 1 to 1779 code for a protein of 592 amino acids. The record is from RefSeq and is a predicted model, not a curated record. NCBI's taxonomy places the organism in Eukaryota, Fungi, Ascomycota, Eurotiomycetes, Onygenales, Onygenaceae. Gene Ontology annotation, biological process: transmembrane transport. The transcript has 4 exons.
AUGGACAUUGUUUCUAGAGACCUUGAGAAAGCGGGGAUCAGUGCCGGUCAAGGCCACCUUCCGGCUCCCUUCGAACAAGAACCCCCGCGAGAACCUCGAUCCUCAAUUUCCUCGUCGAGAAGCGCCUCGUCCAUUGUUUCCAGCGUUGGAGGCACAGAUGUCUUCCGUGCACCCACAUCCCGAGAUCUGGAGCGGCACCCAACCGCUCUAAGUCGCAUCGCUACACAACGAAGCCAACAUAGUGCAACAGUUGGAGCGGGAGUACGAUCGCGAGUGUCAAAGGGACCAUUGCCAGCAUUUGGGGCAGGGAAGCCGUACCCCCCACCAUUACCAGAAAAGGAAGAAUAUGUUGUUGAGUUUGAUGGGCCAGAGGAUCCUUUACAUCCUCAGAAUUGGAGCAUGAAAAGAAAGGUAAUAACUGCAGUGAUACUGGGGUGGACAACAAUCAUCUCGUCUUUCACCAGCAGCAUCUUUUCCACUGCAACUACUGAAGUAGCGAAGAUUUUUGGGGUUUCUUUUGAGGUUGGAAUCCUGGGACUAUCACUCUUUGUCUUGGGUUAUGCCACUGGACCAAUUAUCUGGGCACCGUUAUCUGAGCUCAAAGGGCGGCGUUUGCCAGUAGUCCUAAGUACAUUUGGUUUCAUGGUGUUCCAAUUUGGCCUGGCAACUGCUAAGGAUCUUCAAACUAUUAUGAUCUGCCGUUUUUUUGGAGGUUUUUUUGGAGCCUGCCCCAUAGCAGUGGUUGCUGCAAUAUUUUCUGAUAUGUUUGACAACCGUCUCAGAGGUCUUGCUAUCACGCCCUUUUGCAUGACCGUAUUCACGGGCCCACUUUUGGCUCCUUUCAUCGGUGGUUUCAUUGUCGAGAGCCAUCUUGGCUGGCGAUGGACGGCCUAUCUCCCUGGAAUCCUCGGUGCCAGUGCCUUGAUCCUUGAUUAUUUUUUUCUGGCCGAGACCUAUCCACCCGUGGUCCUCAUUCAAAAAGCGGCUGAGCUACGUCGUCGUACAAAGAACUGGGGAAUCCAUGCUAAACAGGAGGAGAUUGAAGUAGAUUUUACGGAACUUGUUGAAAAGAAUUUCAGCCGACCCAUCAAAAUUCUGUUUACGGAGCCCAUUGUCCUCCUUAUUAGUAUCUAUACCGCUUUCAUCUAUGGACUACUGUAUCUCUUUCUAACCGCAUACCCCGUCGUAUUUCAAAAAAUUCACGGUUUUGGCAAGGGAGUUGGUGGCCUGCCAUACUUUGGUAUGAUUGUCGGCCAAUUUAUUGGUGGAAUGACUAUCAUCCUUUCUCAGCCUUGGUAUGCUCGAAAACUUGCCGCAAAUAACAAUGUUACUAUACCCGAAUGGCGUCUUGUUCAUGUCAUUGCUGGAGGUAUUGCUUUUGCAAUUGGCCUUUUCUGGUUUGGUUGGUCUGGCUAUAAAGAGAGCAUCCAUUGGAUUGUGCCAACGUUAUCUGGUAUACUAACAGGAUUUGGCCUUCUUGUUAUUUUCCUACAAGCUCUGAACUAUAUCAUUGACGCCUAUUUGCUCUUUGCUGCAUCUGCCAUCGCUGCUAAUGCUCUUCUACGAUCUGUUGCAGCCGCUGGAUUUCCUCUCUUCUCGCAGUACUUAUUUAAUGGAUUGGGAGUUAACUGGGCAGGCACUCUACUGGGCUGCAUUGCCACAGUUUUGAUCCCAAUACCCUUUUUUUUCUAUACUCAUGGGUACCGACUACGCGCAAAAAGCAAAUUUGCACCGCACUUUGUUCCAGAUGUGACACCAGAGUCUGAAGAUCAGGAGUGA